UUAUAAAGCUCUGGAAGUAAGAGUUUUAUAGAUACAUAGUUAGGAGCCAUAGAGCACGAACGCCCCACUUGCACGUGAGCGCCAUGAAGAAAUACGUGGUGGUCUGGGGGGCAACAUUUUUUGUCGUGGUGUGUGUGUCGCUGUAUCUAAUGAUGGAGACGGUGUCCACGAACAUGGGGAAAUCCCAGGAUCUGGAUGCUAGGUUGGUUGAAGAUAAGAUAGCGAGGAUCCGAUCUGACAUUUCUAAAAACCAGCAAACAAUCCGAGAAAUAAAAGACUACGUACGAUCAAUGAGUCAAGGGGACAAGUCAGUGUUAAACAAACUUCAGAGUGUUCUCGACCAACAGGAACCGGAGGUCAAGCUUGAUGACCUUUUGAAUGUCAACAAGGACAAGGUCAAGGAUACAGACAACACCGCCCUGGUGUUUCACCCAAAGGGAGGAGUCAAGCUGAGUGGGGAUACUUGUAGCCUGGCAGAGGGUCCGAAUCCAAAGAGUGAUAUACAGAUGUUAAGAGUUUAUGAGAAUCUGAAGUUUGAGAAUCCUGAUGGGGGAGCAUGGAAGCAGGGAUGGAGAGUUACCUACCCUGAAGGGAAGUGGAACGCUGACAACAUGUUACACGUGUUUGUGUUACCACACAGUCACACAGAUCCAGGUUGGGUUAAGAAGUUUAUGGAUUACUACACACAGCAGACCAAACCUAUCUUAGACAAUGUCCUUAACUUCCUGGCAGCAGACUCGCGGCGGCGGUUUAUCUACGCAGAGCUCUCCUUCUUCUCUUUGUGGUGGGAGUCGUUGAGUGCAGAUAAAAGGGACACCACAAAACGGCUGAUCAAUAAUGGACAGCUGGAGAUAGCCACAGGGGGAUGGGUGAUGAAUGACGAAGCUAACGCUCACUUCGCAGCAAUGGUGGACCAGUUAAUAGAGGGGAACCAGUAUCUGCAUGGAGUGACAGGUUUCUCUCCCAAAUCUGGCUGGGCAGUUGACCCCUUUGGAUACUCUCCCACCAUGGCAUACCUUCUGAAGAGGUCAGGGGUCAGUGGGAUGCUGAUGCAGAGAGUUCACUAUGUCCUCAAAAAACACCUGGCUAAGAAUAAGAACCUGGAGUUUAUGUGGAGGCAACUCUGGGAUACAGAAGGAAGUUCCGACAUUUUGUGUCACGCCAUGCCAUUUUAUUCGUACGACAUUCCUCACACCUGUGGACCUGACCCUAAAAUCUGUUGUCAGUUUGACUUUGCUCGAAUGUCCCCGGGGCCAUACAGCUGUCCAUGGAGGGUACCUCCUCAGGCAAUCACCGAGUCUAACGUGGCAGAAAGGACAGCCCUGUUAAUCGACCAGUACAAGAAGAAGGCCUCGCUAUAUGGUAGUAACGCUCUCUUUAUCCCACUCGGAGAUGAUUUCAGAUACGAUAAAGCAAAUGAGUGUGAGAGGCAGUUUGACAAUUAUCAGAAAAUCUUUGAUUACCUGGAUAAGAACCCACAGCUAGGGGUCAGGGCUAAGUUUGGUACCCUGACUGAGUAUUUCAAUAAAAUCCAUGAGUUAUCUGGGUCACAGCCUGGCAGUAAACCCCCUGAUUACCCAGUACUGACUGGCGAUUUCUUCACUUACGCUGACAAGGAUGAUCACUACUGGUCUGGUUAUUUUACGUCACGGCCGUUCCAGAAACAGCUUGACCGACACAUAGAAACAAAUCUAAGGUCAGCAGAGAUAGCUCUGAGUCUGGCUUCAGUUUACCAGGAGAAGCACCGGUUGACCGGUUUCCCAGUGGACCAGAUGAUGCAGCUGUUGGUGGAGGCCAGGAGAAACCUGGGUCUAUUCCAGCACCAUGACGGAAUCACAGGCACCGCCAAGGACUUUGUGGUGGUGGACUACGGGGAGAGACUGUUGACAGCAGAAAACAACUGUAAAACCAUUAUUGCUGAGGCAGUGGCCUUUAUCUCCAUGGCAACAAAGAGUGAUUACAAACAAAGCCGAUUCUUUGACUUUGAUGAGAUCAGAAAAAGUCAUGACUCCUUGAUAAAGAGAAAUGUCCUGCAAGUUACAACCAGACCAAGUUCUGUGAUUUUAUACAACUCUCUGGGCCACCCCAGACAUGAAGUGAUCAACCUCCAUGUUAGUGACCCCAAUGUAGAGGUCACUGACUCCCAGGGCAGGGUCAUCUCCUCCCAGACUGACCCCUACUGGACAGAACCAACCACAAUGUCUGAGGGGCGGUUCAAGUUGUUCUUUGUUGCGGAGGUUCCAGCUCUAGGCAUCACUCGGUACCAGAUCACACAGAAGGAGAGGGGCUCUCACAACAGUCUGAGUAAAGUGACAUUCUACAACAGUGGAGAACCCUCAUCUGACUCUGCAUUUUCUGUGGAAAGAAAAAGUUCUGUGGAGUUUAGCCUUGAAAACUUGUAUCUCAAGGCCACAUUCUCUGGUACCAAUGGACUACUGAAGACUGUUAUGACAAAAUCCACAGGUGAUACACAUAGGUCAGAGGUCAGCUUCCAGACAUACGGAGCACGCUCAGGAAAGGAACGCAGUGGUGCUUACUUGUUUAUACCUGAUGGACCAGCAAAGCCUCUCAGAGUGAGUCAUCCAGUGAUAAGAGUUGUGCGUGGUCCGAUCGUGUCAGAGGUGUCUGUCUUCAUCAACCACGUCCAACAUGUGGUCAGACUCCACAACACCACAGGCCUUGAUGGUAGAAGUUUGGAUGUGUUUAAUCUGGUGGACAUUAGAAAUGAAGUGAACUACGAGCUGUCUAUGAAGAUUAUCACCGACGUCCAGAACUCCAAACAGGAAGUGUACACGGACCUCAACGGCUUCCAGAUGAUCAAACGUAAGACGUUUGAUAAACUUCCAAUACAAGCCAAUGUCUACCCGAUGCCGGCCAGCGCUUUUAUAGAGGAUGAUAAAACUCGCUUCAGUGUCCUCACAGCACAGUCUCUAGGUGUCGCCAGUCUACACAAAGGUGAGAUCCAGGUGAUGUUGGACCGGACGCUGAACCAGGAUGACAUGAGGGGUAUGGGACAGGGGGUCAGGGACAAUAAACCAACCCCCAACAGAUUUAGAAUCUUGAUUGAGCAACGAAGCUCCCCUCCUGUGAAAGAUAAACUAACAGGAUUUCCAUCUUUAGAAGCUCACCUGAGUUAUCUACAACUAGUCCACAAAAUCAACAUACUUCCCCAGAAGUCCUCAGUGAGCAUGCCGCCAUUGCUAUCCCAGCAUUCCUUCCUAUCCGUGCCUUUACCUUGUGACGUACACUUACUAAACCUACGCUCACUACAGAAGAGUUACGAUGGACCAAUCACACGAGGCGAUGACUCAGCCCUGCUGCUACACAGAGUAGGAGUGGAUUGUGGGAUACCUAACACAGAUUUACAGUGUACCUAUACACAGGGCAGGGUCCGUUUACGAGAAUUGUUCAGUGAUGCUUUGGGAGUUAGAGAGAUCCGGCGGAUGUCCUUGACAUUGCUCCAUGAUAAAGGUCCCACAUCACUGGACAGUGACCUGACCUUGGACCCAAUGGAAAUCUACAGUUUCAAGGUCAAGUGGUGAUGGAUCUAAUACUUCCUGGAUAAUGCAAGACCCCAUGGUGAUCAUAUUUUGUGAUAAAAAUUAAAACCUCUAAUGAAGUAAACUGUGUAGAAUGUGAAUCUUCUUUAAAGAUUUAUAUUGAACUAACUGUCUGAGGUGUGAAACCCUCCUUAAAGGUCUUAAGGAAAUGCUGCUGAUUCACGUGUAUCAGAAUGGAUGUAGAAGUUUGUACUCAAGAACGAAAGAUGAAAAUAAUGUUUAAUUUUUAAUGGCGAGUUCUAAAAGAUGCAAGACUUGGGUAUAGUGCAAUGAAGAUAUCAAUAAUUAAGGUAUUGAGAGUUAAGAUAUUGUUAAUUAAGAUAUUGGUAAUUAAGGGUUAUGCAUAUCAUCCGGUAACUGUUCGUUAUCUCCAUAUAUUUCAUACAUUUGUUAUGAUCAUAAGUCAUCGAAAAAGGGAAUGAGAGUGGUUUGAUUUGGUGAAAACUGAAAUACUUGUGUAUUAGAUUGCUUAUCGUAAUUAAAAUACUUCUUUUGUCAGUCCAACUAAUAGUCAUCCAAAAAACAUGAAAUUAUUUAAAUAUACAUGCAUGAUUUAACUUUCUAUGAAUUCCAUAUACAUGUACUGUAAGUCAUUAUCAUGUGUGAAAAUUAUUUGAGAGUUUUGCAACCUUCUUUUUCUUGUGAAUGUUUCUUGUGCAAUAUACUAAGCCUUAAUCCAACAUAUCAUAUGUAAAUUAAACCUGUUGCAAAGUAUAGCUUUUUUUCUGUAAUUUUUCAUAAGCUGAUCAUUUUUCAUAAUUUUUGAAAUACUUAUAAAAAGCUUGGUUGCUGUUUGAUCAUCACAUUUUACAAUAAAACCUGUCUAAUCCGACAUGCACUGGGAGACAAAUUUUUUGUUGGAAUAGACAGGAUUGCACAGAAUAAAGAACGCAGAAAUGGGAAUUUAAAUAAGGGUCCGGAUUCACAGUUAAAUGGAUUCUACAAGUGUUGGAUUAAACAGUUUUCACUGUAUAUAGUUUGAAACAUUGAUAUUUUCUGAAUUACUUAGACAGCUAAUUAUCUGUAAUAAUUACCGAGACAGCUAAUUGUAUGUUUUAUUGUCUUAUUUCUCAAGGAUGAUUAACGGAAUUUUGUAUGUGUGAUUGUUGAAGUUAUUGAUGGUCAUGAAUUAUGAAAAAUAUUGUUGGUGUAUAUUUAUUGCUUACAGAUACCAGAAGUCAUGAUUAUGAUUUUUGAAUACACUUUAUUUAUUGUAGAGCUUGUAAAGUUUUCAGACAUUGUGAUGUAAAUACUUACGCUCUUUAGGAUCAAUGUGUGCAAGAUGUGUAUUAUCAGAUUCUAACAUUCCAUAAUUGAACAGAAUUUGAAGAUUUUAUGGUGAUAAUAUCCACUUGAUUUCGGUCACUUCAUAAGUGGCACUCGGUGAAUUAUAAGGUAUUUUGUAUGAAUGCCGCACUGAAUGGGAGAAUAUGUAAGUACAUAAAUAAUGAAACUCCUCAACAAAAGCAUCUGUCUUUUAAAUCUGUAUGUUGUAUUAAAUAUUUGUUGUUUGUUUUUAAAUGACAUUUGCUGAUGUUCAAUAUAUUUAUCAUAAAAUUGUACAUUGUAUCAUACAUAGAUGAUUAUCGAUCACUAAUUCACAACAUGCAUUUUAUCACAUCUUUAUAUGCUAUGGAUAUCAGUCGUUGGAUAUUUUUUUCAUAUAUCACUGCUAUGAUGUCACAAUGGUUUUGGCAAGAAAGUGAUAAAGUAAAAUAAUGUGAAUUCAUUUAUAAAAACUGUGUAAAACAUUGAUAGUGAUGUAUAAAACAUGUGAUAAAAAGAAUAUCCCAUGAUUUGUGGUUGGAUAUGAUUUUUAUCCAACUCGUUUUGGGUUUUGAUCCUCUCGCCUAGGCUCAGGAAUAAAAAAAAAAACUCGUCGGAUAAAAAUCAUAUUCCACCACAAAUCAUGGGAGAUCCUUUAGUUACUCGAUCAUUAUAAUGUUUGUGUACUUGUGUAUAUUAAUCAUAUUAAUGAAUGCAUGUGUGCGAGGGUGUACAUCCCGUUGGUCGUGUGUGUGUGUGUGUGUUUGUGUUAUUACUAUAACUGGCAUUUCAUUGCUCAAUGAUUUUCAUUUCUAUUUAUGAUUUCACAAUAAACUGAAUAUUUUAUGAAUCAGUUAACAUA
Messenger RNA from Saccostrea echinata, 5688 nucleotides. RefSeq names its product alpha-mannosidase 2x-like. NCBI's taxonomy places the organism in Eukaryota, Metazoa, Mollusca, Bivalvia, Ostreida, Ostreidae. The transcript is spliced from 22 exons. The record is from RefSeq and is a predicted model, not a curated record. Gene Ontology annotation, cellular component: Golgi membrane. Gene Ontology annotation, molecular function: carbohydrate binding; alpha-mannosidase activity. Bases 84 to 3542 code for a protein of 1152 amino acids. Gene Ontology annotation, biological process: protein deglycosylation; N-glycan processing; mannose metabolic process.